AUGGACGACCACACUCGCCGCUCGUCUGCGGCCGCCUCCCGCACGAACAGCCCGACCCUGAAGGAGCUCUUUACCCUCGUUGAUAACCUUAUCGCCGCACUCCCGCAGAGCUCCACCUCGUCCACCGCCGACACCAUCCAGACUCAAUGCGAUUGCCUACGACGAAUACGCCAGCUAUUGAUAGACUCGCCCGACUCCCGCCAGCUCAAAGACGCCUUUCGCCAGGCCAAGGGCCUCACCGCCUUGAUUGACACGCUCCGAUCCGUCUCCGGCUUCUACAACCCCUCGACCCUUUCCAAAGAUGACCACACCGAGUUCUUCGAGCUCCUCAAGGCCGUGCUGGCCGUGCUCUCCGAAGCCUUGAACGACCACCCCGGCAACCGCAGGUUCUUCCGGAAGAAAGUGGAGGAUGGUGGUUGGAGAGCGUUGGAACAAGCCCUCAUUAGCACUGGCGUUGGCGGCGGCUUUCAGGAUACUGGUUCGUUUGACGAUGCAGGGCAGGAGCAGCUCUUUGGCUGUCUCGUGGCAUUUGCACUGGCUGAGGAGAACAUGGCACGGAUCUUCCGUGACAUUAGAAGCCUCCAGCCUGAUGCCACGAAUGGAGACCACCAGCCAGAUGCCACUGAAGCGGUCGUUGUGGGGGCUGGAAAUGCUGACAAGUCGGCUGAACACUCCCGGGAUCCUACAAUUGGCAUGCUUGAAAAGCAUCUGGCUGGCUUCUUCAGUGGGAAUGAAGUCCUUCAAAAUCCAGAGAUACUACCAGUGAUCAUCAAUACGUGGUUGAUGCUCUUUCAGGAGAAGACAGUCGGGUCAAGAUCGCCGCGAUUGUCUACUUCGGUUCUUCUGGUCUUGGAGAGAAUCAUUGCCAUGUCUGCGCAUAACAAGCUGGCAGCCCAUGGAACCGGCGUACUGAAAACACUGUUGCCGUUGAUGUUCGAGGCAGAGAAGGACUCGUCGGAGCACUUCCUUCUUUCCAGGCUGACUGAAGAUCUCAUUUCGUACGGUAUCAAUGACUUGGAUGAUGCCAGGUAUCUAUACAAACUCGCCGCCAAGUCAGAGGAAGCUGCCAAAUUCCUUUUGUCGGCCAUUCAGUCGUCAAGGCAAGCUCCUUUCAUCCAGCUGGACAUGUCGUUGCAUGGAUACACCUCGAUCGAGCUUCGGGACCUCGGUAGAACAUUUCCUCCGACCUCUUCAAACGGAGGGUACACGAUUACUGCUUGGCUUCGAGUAGACAAGUACGACGACAACUUCCAUACCACAAUCUUCGGGGCCUACGAUUCAACGCAGACCUGUUUCGUUCUGGUGUAUUUGGAAAAGGGAUCUCAUUAUCUGAUCCUGCAAACAUCAACGACCUCUUCCAGACCCAGCGUCAGGUUCAAGUCCGCCGUCUUUGAAGAAGGUGUCUGGUAUCACAUUGCCAUAGUACAUCGCAGACCAAAAGUGGCUGGUUUGAGUCGUGCGAACUUAUUCAUCAAUGGGGAAUUCGCUGAACAAGUGAAAUGCAACUUUCCUUCUAACCCACCGAGCUAUAGCAGCAGUACCGAGAGCUUCACUGCAUUUGGUUCAAACCAACGCACAUACUCGCCGAUAGAAGCUUUUCUCGGCACUCCGCAUACCAUUUCUCCACGCUUGGGUAGAAAUGUCGUCUCAACGAAGCUUUCUAUUGCGUCCUUCCACUUAUUCCAAGAGGCUUUAUCUGACGAAUUGGUUGCUGUAUACCACAAGCUUGGGCCAAGAUACCAUGGCAACUUCCAGGACUGCCUCGGGUCUUUUCUCACAUAUCAUGCAUCGGCGGAUCUAAACCUUUACAAUGAGCUACUCCAUCCAGCUAAGGAAGAACGCUCCGAAAUUCUUUCCGCUAUGCGUCACAAGGCUGGCGCGAUCCUCCCCGAAAGCCGGAUCCUUCUCAGUAUCUCUCCAACGGCCGUUAUGGACGACGACGAUAGGAACCAUAUCGAUGAAACCCAGCUGGUCAAAUCGUUGUCAAAGGCAGCAGCAAAGAACCUUCGCUACUACACGCGAAGCGCGGGUCAUCGCAUUGCCAUCAACGCUGCGGUGCCCUCGAUCAACGAUGCUCUUUGCCAGGUGAAUGGCGUCGCUAUUCUUGCCGGCGAACCUGUCGUUGUCGUACCUCAGUCACUGGACGAUGCAAGCUGGAGGGUUGGAGGCACAACGGCCAUUGGACUGAAGCUGGUCGAGUUGGCUACGACACGGAAUGCUUUGAUGACUGCCGUCCAGAUUAUGUUCGAAUCCGUUCACGACAACUGGAGAAAUAGCGAGGCCAUGGAGAGGGAACACGGCUUUGCCGUUUUGGCUGCUCUGCUCCGGGAUAAGCUCGGUCUCGGAUCGGUCUUUGGCCGAGCGACGACAGGGCAGAUUGAUGACCCAGACCACGAAUCAUUGUCUUACGAAUUAUUGCAGCUCAUUCUUAGAUUUGUUGGAUUUGAGGAACAUAAGCCUCAGGAGUCCAAGAUCAUCAAUCCUCUAGCUUACAGAGCUCUUUUGAUCGAUUUUGACAUCUGGCGGAAAUGCUCCGCCGAUACACAAAAGCUGUACUACAGGCAGUUUGAAUGCUUUGCAAAGGACAGUAAAUAUCAUGUCUUUAAUGCGAAGCGUCUUACUCGCAUGCGCAUCAUAAAGAGGCUUCUUGACGCGCUCAAGGGAGAAAACUUUACUGGCGAAGUUUUCCCCCAUUUCCUCAAUGCAUUCAAGGCUCUCUUGAAAUGCAGCGUCUCCUCGGAUAUCCUCAGGUCACUUGCACUCUUCAUCACAUUUGCUCUGCAGGAAAACAGAACACUGGUUAAUCGUCCGCUCCGCUCCGGCAGUAAUGCAAGGCAGAUGAAGCGGGCACCGACGCAGCCACUAUUAUCCAACUCCAGCCCUUCCACACGGCCCAUGACACCAAGCCUUCAGACCGAAUCGGAGGUGAUGCCAAAGAAGGAGUUGGGCGUCAAGAUCCUGGAAGCAUACGCCGCGUUUCUCUGUGAUGAUGCAAGUGCCACGGAGAUCCGGCGCUUUGCAAAGACUGUGACCAACAAGUGGCUGGUUUAUCUUCUUGCCGAGAAUGAUGCUCGGGUAAUCGUUCCAACCAUGCAAAUACUUGCCCGGCUCCUGGUAAUUCAAGGCCCGCACUUUGUGAAGAAAUUCACAAAGGACGGAGGAUUCACCAACCUGAAGCACCGCCUCAAGGCUUGGUGGAACACACCACCAAUCUGGACUAUUUGCUUUGCCAUUCUCUUCGGUGCAGAUGUUGGGAGGAUCACUUUCGAAAGAGAUUUCGACCUCUUUAACCUGAUGGAUGCGUUCUCGUCGGCGAAUGGUCAGAUCAACAUAGCUUAUCCGGACAUUUUCCCGGCAAUGACGGCAAUGCUCGAGACGGGUAUCCGAGUCGUUGUGAAACAACAGGAAGCGCUCGACAGACCGGCCACAAGUCAGGGCGAGAACGGCGGCAACCCGAGCACGCCGUCUGUAGAACUCCCCAAAGGCCCCGGCAGAAAGCGCUCCAUGUCAUUGGAAAGCGAGCUUUCAUCAAGAGCUGAAACACCACAGCCAUCUUCGAGGCAGAAGCUUGUAGACUAUGCAGCAAUUCUGCAUACGAUCAUUCAGUUCUUAGCAGAUGUUCACAUGAAGUCCCCACACUUCCGCGAAUACGCCAUUGCUUCGAACUACAUUCAGGAUCUUCUUUUUGUCCUCUACCCAGUCAUCGUCACCUCCGACAGCGUAUCCGCUGAAACAGAGCUGCACUCCCGCGGGUCUGCCCUGACGUUUGAAGGCCAGGAUGUACUUAUAAACCCUCAAACAGGGCCGGGCGAUUCUCAACCUUCAAUCGUCCGCACUACUCCGAUUGAGGCACCCCGCAGCCCCUCUGCUUCGAAGGCUACACCGCUCAGACGAGGAAAUUCCUUCAUUUUGAUUAGUUCCGACAAAGCGAAAUAUCCCGCUACUUCAGCACGGCUCCAUACCGUUCUCUCGCCAAAGAGGUCAAGGUCGAGUUCUAUAGACCUGAAGGUUGGCAAUGCUGUCGUGCAAUCCCUGCUUGAGCUUGUCAUUGGCGUUUUCCUGGACCAGCUACUGCAUAAAAAGGACUUUACUGGAUUCGGACUCUUCCUAAAGGUCCCACCUGGCUUUCAGGAACAUCAGGCAUACUUCGAAUCCUACGUGCUCCUUCACACCAUGCAGAUGAUCACCAAUGAGCUGCAGCUUCGCCAAGAUCUACUCUCUGAGCCAAGAGUCCUUACAAAUCUUGCUCGUUAUACACUCCACAUGGCCGAAGCCGUCUUUGAGGGCUGGUUCUUGAAUGGGGCCGAAGCGUUGCUCGAUUUUAUUGGGACAGUACUGGACUACUUGCACCGCCCGGACGUGGCCCAGAUAAAGGCAGUACGUCUCUGCACGCAAGCAAUCUCGACCGUUCGUACCGUCUUCUUCCGUGUCGCCUUGCUCCGCCUCUCCGAGCUGGAUGAACCCGACAACGAGACCGAAGCCAUUGCAUUCCUGCACAAGAUGACUUAUUGGCAAACAAUCAUCUUGCACCCGGAUAACCUGGAAGGGAACUACCUCAGGCUGCUGUGCUACCUGCUUUACACGAAGUUUGUCUCCGGAGACCCUCGCGUCAGGGCAGCAGCUGCGGAUUUCUGGAGGCUUAUGCUCGUGCAAAAGCCUGACGAAACGUCACAAAUGCUGAAUCAGACAACUUCGAGUAACGAUCGCAAACUCUUCACCGAGUUCAUGAAGUUGACAGAGCUCGACAAUGACGCUUUUCUAGCCUGGGUCGACGAACGUCGCAGCGAAUUGGAUAACUUGUUCUUUGGCGCAAUGUCAAAGUCUUGGGAAGAAUUUGUCACGGAAGAGAACCGCAAGACGGAAGAGAGUGCAAAGACUAGGGUCAGCAAGCGGCGUGAGCGCUUAAAGCAGUGGCAGGCCGAAGAAGAAGCAGCAGACAACACUUGGCAUCGCCAUGAAGUCUCGACAACACACUGGCGUGCCAACAUCUUCGCUGCCGAGCGAUUGAAGCAUCAAAGAGCACAGCAAGAUCAACAGGACAAUCUCGCCUUCCUGGCAUCUGCAUUAGGAAAACUCGAUCGUUCGCUGCGCGAACCGUGUGCCUUGCUCGAGUCCGAAGAGGUUUCAAAGUGGCAGCUUGAUGAAACAGAAGGCCGGAAUAGAAUGAGACUCCGAAUCCUCCCGGAUAAGACCACGGCUCGAAAUGAUGAAUAUCAACCAAAGAGGCGGGAUUCCGAAGGUGUUCACAAGACAAAACUCAGCCUUGUGACCAACAUUCCGCAGAUCGCAACUCCCGAUGCUGCCAAUGCCACACCAAACAGCGCCCACCCCAGUGGCCAAAACGGUAGGGAUCGGUCGGUCAGCCAAUCCUCCGUCCAGUCCAAUGCCGACGACGAUUUUGAGUUUGUUGCAGAUCCGAACGAGGGCGAAGAUGGCUUCGAGGACAAGAACCGCAAAGUCAUGCGCACGCUUCAAUCAGGAGAUCAGGUUCAACACGUAUUCAACGUGUCCCGUAUCGUUGGUUUGGAAGCAUGCGAGGGAUUGCUUAUCCUCGGCAAAGACUCGCUGUACCUAUUGGACAACUUCUUCCAGCGGUCUGACGGAGAAAUCAUUCGCGUGUGGCAGGCACCGCCCGAGGAGCGUGACAGUUACGUCCAAAUGAUCUCCGGAAAGAAGGCAACGGAGAGGAGGCCACAGAUGGUUGACGGCGAGCAAUCUACACGUAACUGGAAGUGGCCGGAGGUGAUCAGUAUCUCAAAGAGGCGCUUCUUGUUCCGCGACGUUGCCAUCGAGAUUUUCUUCACUGACGGGCGGAGUUACCUUCUGACGGCCAUCGCACCCAAGAUCCGAGACGACCUCCACGCCAGGCUUCUCUCCAGAGCUCCUCAAGUAACGAGCCCGUCUGCGCUACAGUCUGAGGAUGCUUGGCGACUGGAGUCCCUGCGCACGCCGGAGGAGGCGCCGCCUUCCAUGGCUUCGAAGUGGGUCAACGCCCUGAACCCAAUGGCUCAGAACCCUGCUACGAAGAAGUGGUUGAAGGGUGAAAUCUCCAACUUCCACUAUCUCAUGCUCGUGAACACCAUGGCUGGAAGGACCUUCAACGAUCUGACCCAGUACCCUGUGUUCCCAUGGAUUCUGGCCGACUACACUAGCGAGGAGUUGGACCUGACUAAUCCAAAGACAUUCCGAGAUUUGUCGAAGCCUAUGGGAGCCCAGACGAAGCAGAGAGAGGCCGAGUUCAAGGAACGUUAUCAGACAUUUGCCGAGAUGAGUGAUGGGACGAAUCCCGUGUUCCAUUAUGGCACGCACUACUCGUCAGCAAUGAUCGUUACGUCCUAUCUCAUCCGUCUUCAACCGUUCGUGCAGUCCUAUCUCCUCCUCCAAGGUGGUAGCUUCGAUCACGCAGACCGUUUGUUUGAUUCCAUCGAGAAGGCGUGGAAAUCGGCGUCGAGGGACAACAUGACGGAUGUCCGUGAGCUUAUCCCAGAGUUCUUCUACCUGCCAGAGUUCCUCAGCAACAUGAACGGCUACAACUUCGGUACGAAGCAGGUGACUGGUGAGAAGAUCAACGACGUGGCUCUCCCGCCAUGGGCAAAGGGAGACCCUGAGAUCUUCAUCGCUAAGCACAGAGAGGCUCUGGAGAGCCCUUACGUGACAAAGAAUCUCCACAAGUGGAUCGACCUGGUCUUCGGAUACAAGCAGCAAGGCGAUGCUGCGGUCGACGCUACGAACGUCUUCCACUACCUCUCUUACCAUGGUGCCAAGGAUCUGGACAACAUCGAUGAUCCUGUGGAGCGUCUUGCCACCAUUGGUAUCAUCCACAACUUCGGUCAAACCCCUCACCAAGUCUUCCAGAAGCCUCAUCCCCCGCGAGGUGAUCCGCAAAAGCCCAAGCGGCUCGAUGGCGCGGCCGACUCUCUAACGCGCCUUCCAUUCACGCUUCUCGACGCGCACGAGUCCGUGGCAAGCUUGACGUACCACCCGAAGCAGGAGCGUAUCCUUUGCUCUGCAGCAUUCCGGAUCAACAUCCCCCCGAGCUACGACCGUUACAUGGAAUGGGGCUUCGCCGAUGGCAGCGUACGCUUCUACGCCACCGACAGCAAAAAGCUGAUCGGCCUAUGGGAGCACCUGCACCAAGGCCAGAUAUCGUGCGCCACCUUCGUCGACGGCAAGACACUCAUCACCGCAGGCACGGACUGCACCGUCGCCGUGUGGAACGUCGUCAUCCACUCCAAGACGGUCGACCUCGUGCCGAAGGUCUGCUUCUUCGGCCACCGCGCGCCCGUCACGGUGCUCGCAACCUCGCGCGCCUUCAGCACCUUCCUCUCGGCCGACCCGAGCGGCGAAGUCUUCUUGUGGGACCUCAACCGGCUGGAAUUCGUCCGCCGCAUCAGCAAGCCGGGCGGCGCGGCGGCAGCGCCCGUCAGCUGCGCACGCAUCAACAACGUCAACGGGCACGUGAUGCUGUGCACGGGGUCGCGGCUGCUGCUGUACACGCUCAACGGGCGGCUGCUGCUGGACCAGGACGUGUGCGACUCGAUCGACCCCGACGACGUGGUGUACUCGUGCGCCUUCUACGAGGGCGUCGGCAACGAGUGGCUCGAGCGCGAGCUCAUCCUCACGGGCCACCGCCGCGGCGUCGUCAACGUCUGGCAGAAGACGCUCGAGCCCGGCACCGGCGAGUGGAUCCUCGAGGUCGUCAAGCGCCUCAAUCACGUCGAUCCGGCGCGGGAGGAUGGUGGGAAUUACCCUGGUGCUGUGACGUGCAUCUUGCCCAUGGCGCAGACGGUGUAUACGGGUGAUGAUGAUGGGAAAGUUAGGAAAUACAGUUCGAGUGGGAUUGCGUACAGCGACAUGGUGGAGCGUAGACGCACGCGCAAGAAACAUGGAGAAGAUCAUGUGGUGGUCGUCGUCGAGCAGGGGGAAGAAGAAGAAGAAGAGAAGACGACGAUGCGGUGGAAGGACAAGGUGAAGAAGAGCGUGAAGCGCGGUUGGACGUUGGAUGUACAUUUGGCGGGAAUCGGGGUGGAGGAGGAGGAGCAGCAGCAGCCAACGCCGCCUCAGCAGCAGCCUAUUGACAAGAAGGAGAAGAAGAAGGGAAAGGAAAAGUUGAAGUUGGAGAAGUACGCUGGUAGUUGGGUGCAUUUGGGUGGCACGUGCUCCUCCAUGCCCUCCUUUGAUGAUGAUGAUGACGACGAUGAGGGCGAGGAGGUUUGUGUCGGGCCGCGGGAAGCAGCGGAUGUUGCUGGCAAGGAGCGUUGGAGGAGGGAGAGGGGGGCUGCUCCGCCGAUGCGGUGGUAG
This is a messenger RNA of Lasiodiplodia theobromae, 8301 nucleotides long. Its product is annotated as Beige beach domain-containing protein. Gene Ontology annotation, molecular function: protein binding. The transcript is spliced from 5 exons. The record is from RefSeq and is a predicted model, not a curated record. Bases 1 to 8301 code for a protein of 2766 amino acids. Lineage: Eukaryota; Fungi; Ascomycota; Dothideomycetes; Botryosphaeriales; Botryosphaeriaceae.